Molecule: messenger RNA, 1081 nt
Organism: Dendrobium catenatum
Lineage: Eukaryota; Viridiplantae; Streptophyta; Magnoliopsida; Asparagales; Orchidaceae
Product: probable mediator of RNA polymerase II transcription subunit 37b
Exons: 3
Coding region: 95-1072 (325 amino acids)
Biological process (GO): cellular response to unfolded protein; protein refolding
Cellular component (GO): cytoplasm
Molecular function (GO): ATP-dependent protein folding chaperone; ATP hydrolysis activity; heat shock protein binding
Source: RefSeq, a predicted model, not a curated record
UUUUUCUUUGUUUAUAGUAAAAGCGCAAUCAAAAUAUAAUUGCUAUAAUAACUAUGCUUUGACUGCGCUUUUAGUAGGUAUAGAUUUGGGACACAUGCCCUUGCACGUUGGUGGGUUUGUACACACCAAAUGUAUUGUUGCUCAAGGAACCAAAGACAUAAAGGUAAACGGACUUCGAGCUCCGACCAGUGGCGAAGUGGUGGUGGCCUUUCAGGACGCCAAUCAGGUUGUGAAAUCCUUCUUCGUCGGCCCUAAUUUUGAGGGCGCGGUGGUGGUGGUGCCAAACUCCACCAGCUCAAGCAACCGCGACGCGGUCACCGCCGCCGCGAGAGCCGAGGGUUUCAACGUCAUCGAAGUCAUCAACGAGCAAGCCGCGGUCGCCGCCGCUUACGUUGAGAUAGUGAAACCCACUUCGAACAAAAGGCUGGCCAUCGUCUCCGUCAUCAACGGCGUCCUCGACGUCAGCGUCGUCACCGUAAAGCCCGAUUUAGAAUUCGUUGUAGAAGCACACGAAACCCAUUUAGAACCCAUCGAGUUUGAGGAGCAAAAAAAGCAGGAGAGCAAGCACUCUGGGCCGGGCGGGCUGAUCGGAAUCGUGGGCGGAGUGGUCGGAGGCGUGGUGAAGACUCUGGUGGUGGAUCCGUUGGAUAUGGUAUUUGAUAUACUGUUGAAAUUGCUGUCAAGUCCAAAGCUGGGAAAGUCACCAGUGGAUGAGUUGGUUUUGAUCGGAAAGGCUUUCAGGUCUGAGAAGCUGAAAGAGGUGCUGAAGAAGAAAUUUCCCAAUGCGAGAGUCUGGUCGCCCAACGAUUUCGGGGCGGACGAAGUGGUGGCGUACGGCGCGGGAGUGCUCGCAUUUAAGCAGAAGCCGGCCGAUCCGAGUAUUGAGACCCCGCCGGCGAAGCAGCCGGUGGAUUACGAGGAAUCGGAUUCAGGAAAGGGAAAUGUGAAUGUUGUUGAGGAAAAACACGGGGAAGAAGGUGGCGAGGAAGAAAAACAUGGCGAAGAAGGUGGCGAGGAGAAAACGGAUCAAAGCUCGAAGAAAUUUGUGCCUAUUUCGAGUGUGAUUUUCUGAACUCGAAUC